AUGCAGUCAGAUGUUUCAGUUUUAACCUGCACUCCACAAAACACUCCUCAACGCCUUCCACACUUCAUUCUUGGACUAAAGAAGGAGCCGAAUCACCUCCCUACCUGUGUCGUGGAUGGAUCAGCUGAUGUGAAGAAUGUCUUCCUUUCUCACUUGGGCACCAAGCCAAGCGAUUUCUACUCCUCUUCUCUUCUGCAACCAGAAACACAUAAGGUCCAUUUGGACAGUGUUGAUACCCUGCUACGCAACAAGUCUUACGUGGAACCUCCUUCCAAUCCUGAUAGCGACCUGAAUGAAUUACUCCAAAUCGUAAGCGAGCGAUCAUGUUUCACUGACGAGAAACCUCUAACUGAGUCAACGAAUUCCUUUUGGUUGCCGAAUCCUCCUUCUCCUGCCAUUUCUAUGGUGAAACACGAAGAGUCACUGAAAUCAACUAAGCUUCCGACGGUUGAUCAGAUAAUGAAAUUUCAUUCGAGAAAUGCAUCUACUUCUGCAGGUGUCCUUUUUUCUACCCCAUCAAGCUCGUCGUUGACUGAGCCGCCUUUCGAACACUCUUUACAAUUCCCAUCAUCGGCUUCUUCGGAGAAUUUUGCUUCCUGCGCUGUGACGGCUCCCCAGUCGAUGUUGUCAUCACUAGAUUCUAGUGAAAUUACCUCAAAAUUAAGUUGUAAACCACUUCAACUACCAUCUUCGGUACCUCAUGCUCCUCCGCAAAGCAAAUACGGCAGUGGACCAGCCUCGGUUAGUGUGUCAUGCCAAGUCCCAAGUCAUCAGUGGCGUCCAAUCAUCGCCUCCGACACCCCUGUCACUACACCCACUAAGGAAACCGAGCCGAGUUCACAAAAGUCGCAGCCGCGUUUUAUCCUGCCUAAUACCUCACGACCACCUUUUGAGGUAUCUCUUGCCAAACAGACCCUUCUUGUACCCAUCAACAAUCCCUCCAGUGGUGCCGGGUCCCUCCUGCUCCUCCCUCUCGCUGUGGCAGCAGCUCUGCAGCACCAGAAGCAGCAGCAACAGCAGAUGCCGCCGUCCACUGCACUGCUCACCUCCUUACCCGGCACUGGUGUCUCUGGUACCACGCAGUUCCUACUCAUUCGGGCUGCUGAUGCACCGAAGACUACUCCUGUUGGCAUCAUUCCCUCCAACAAAAAUGACGUCACGCUCCCCAUAGUGACCACAUCAUCCACUAAGCUGGUCAGCAUUCCAAGUAAAUCUGAAACGUUAAGUCCUCGUCUACCCCUUCCUCCAUCAUCAACAAUGGCAUCCACACCAGCGAUAGUUACGUCGGUCAAGCCCUUGGCUCCUGCUGUUCUUCCACCGGCCGUGGAAAUUCUUCCAGCACCGUCGUUCGCCAAACCUGUGACCCCUUCGAAACAUCGUUUUUCCUCCGAGGAAUCCAACACUGUCGUCUCCGCUGUUGUGGCAGCCGUUUCAACGCUAAGACGUCGACACCAGUGCCCCUUCUGCACAAAAAGUUGUGAGAGGAAGGACAACCUUCAGGCGCACAUACGAACUCAUACUGGUGAGCGCCCAUUUCCCUGUCGCUUCUGUCCAAAGGCCUUUCCACAGAAGGAUCACUUGCGAGCGCACAUCCGAACACACACGGGUGAAAAGCCCUAUCGCUGUCCGCAGUGCUCCAAGGCGUUUGCGCAACUAGGCAACCUGCAUCGCCAUGUUAAGACACAUCGACAGUAG
Molecule: messenger RNA, 1695 nt
Organism: Echinococcus granulosus
Lineage: Eukaryota; Metazoa; Platyhelminthes; Cestoda; Cyclophyllidea; Taeniidae
Product: Zinc finger and SCAN domain-containing protein 5B
Exons: 4
Coding region: 1-1695 (564 amino acids)
Biological process (GO): regulation of transcription by RNA polymerase II
Molecular function (GO): RNA polymerase II cis-regulatory region sequence-specific DNA binding; DNA-binding transcription factor activity
Source: RefSeq, a predicted model, not a curated record